Cuscuta epithymum is the source of this 2671-nucleotide messenger RNA. The record is from the annotation of a GenBank genome assembly. NCBI's taxonomy places the organism in Eukaryota, Viridiplantae, Streptophyta, Magnoliopsida, Solanales, Convolvulaceae.
UGAUGGUUAAUUUAUAAUUUAAGAGUGUUAAUUGUUUCUUAAAAUAGAAAUGAGAACCUUUAAUUCAUAUAAUACGUUUAAGAAAGGAAACUGAGAACGAAUGGGAAGACGGAAUCUCUUACUAUUAUUAAUAGAUUUGUAUUUGUCCAAGUUUUUCAAUGCAACGAUGGACCCCGUUAUCCUGCCUUAGGAAUGACCGUUGUAAAAAAUAAAGGUCUUUUUUUGGGCUGCAUUCCACAUUUCCACGUUGUAGACUUCAUAUUGAGCAACAUUUUUAAUUAAAAAAGUUAAAGGGUCAAAUCUAAUUAAAAAGUUACAUCAAGUAAAAAUAAUUGCAUUUGAGAGGAGUAAAACAUACUCAUUUUGUAAAUAGGAGUCUGAUAAGUUCGUAUUUCAACAAACAUUUAAUGCGUGUGGAGAUUGAGAUUUGUCACUUUCCUAAGUUGUUAUAGAACUAAGUCGGAGCAAGACAGAGUACAUGGAGUGCAAGUUUGGUAAAGGUAGAAGCAGUGGUAAUAGCGGAAUUACUCUAGAUUGUAAGGAGAUACCGGUCAAUGAUAUGUUCCGUUACUUGGGCUCUAUAAUUAAAGACGGUGAGUUAGAUGGAGAUGUAUCCCAUAGAAUCAGAACAUGGUGGAUGAAGUGGAAGAGUGCGUCAGGAUUUCUAUGCGAUAGAGGUAUGCCGAUAAGACUUAAGGGUAAAUUUUACAGGACAACAAUUAAGUCUACAUUACUGUAUGGCGUAGAGUGUUGGACGGUAAAACAAUGUCAUAUUCAAAAGAUGAGUGUGGCAGAGAUGCGCAUGCUACGUUGGAUGUGUGGCAUAAUAGGAAGGACCACAUGAGGAAUGAGACAAUAAGACAAAGGGUAGGAGUAGCACCUAUUGAAGACAAGAUGCGGGAGUCGUGCCUAUGAUGCAUGGUUUGGUCAUGUGUAUAGAAGACCGGAAGAUGCACCAGUCAGACGAGUUGAGAUGUGUGGAGAACAGGCAGGGAAGAGAGGGGGAGGAAGGCCCAAGCAGACAUGGGUUAGGGAGUCCGAAGUGAUAUGCUUCUUCUUGGGUUGGAUGAGAGUAUGGUUUUGGAGAGAGCAAAGUGGGGGGCGGGUAUUCGUGUGUAGACCAGAGUGAUCUCAUAUUAUCUUUUCUCCUCUCUUCUUUUUCUCUUUUUUUUCCUCUUUUUUUUCCCUCUUUUUUUUCGUUUUUCUUUUUUUCUCUUCUUCUUUUUUUAAUUUUUUUAUUGCUUUUUUUUAUCAUUAUAUAUAAAGAUUAUUUUUAACAUUUUUAUUUUAUCAUUUUUAGGUAUAUUCAUCUCUUUUUACAUUAUCUUUUUUAUAAUAGCUUAUUCUUUUUAUCUUUAUUUUUUUUCUUUUGGUGGUGAUAUAAUGUAUCGAUUCAUGUUAGCUGAUCCCGAUAUCUUUUGGGACUAAGGCUUGGAUGUUGUUAUUGUUGUACAAAGUGUUUAUUUAACUCAAGACACGGUUUACCGGGUUUGGUUUGCAUUCGUUGAAGAAAAGGAAGAAUUUGGACCCGACAUCGGCGUUUUAGCACAAGUUGAGGAGAUUGGAGAUGUGUUUGAGAGAUAGCGAGAGGCAUCGGAGGUCAACAAGAUGAUUUAGAGGCACCAUUCGAGGCUUGGAUGGUCAAAGAUUGAAGAUAGGAUUGAGCGGGAGCAAACAAGGAAGAUCGAAAAGGGAAAGAUAAUGGUUCAAGAGCCAACCAUGCGCCCCGCAAGUGAUUCUAAGAGCUAGAAGUCAAGAAUUAUGAACCGCACGCCCCGCAGUCUAGAGCACCUCACAGAAGUGCCCGCACGCCGUGCGGGCGGAGUAAAUGAUGGAGCUGAUUAAUUUUUGCGCGACCGCACGGUGACAUGCAUGCCGUACAGUCUGCAGUUCGGCCAAAUUUCGACUAUUUCUAUUUAAAGGCCCUGUUUUGUUCGUUUUUCGUACCAAAGCUUAGAGAGAUAAACCCUAUUUCGACUUUAGAGGUUUUUUAAAGCCUUGUUUUUCAAGAUUAAUGGAUUCUUGUAAGUUCUAACUUUUUAAUUAAUGACAAUUAAUUCUUUUCAUCCUAAUUCUAUUUAUUCUUCAAUUAUGAGUUGUGAGUUGUUUUAAUUAGUGAUUGGGAUUGAUGAAGGGGUUAAUUAUGAUGUAGGAUAUGGCUAGUUUAUAGAUGGAUUAAUUGCAUGAAUCUUUAUGUAAUUUGUGUAUAUUUGAUUUAACUGAUAUCUCUUAUGCCCUAGAAUUGCAGCUUAGAUUAUAAUUGCAUGUAGAAUAAAUUAAGAGAGAUCUAAUUUAUUCUAGGAUACUUUCACACACACUUAAUCGUUCACUAAAAGAUUAGUAACGAUUAAGGAGCCGUACGAUUAAGGGGCUGUACGCUCGCUCGUUUUUCGUACCUGGUUCCCUAAAUUAUUGUACUCUACGUCACAAGAGCGGUUAGAACUAAGUAUUGAUUAGCAUUGCUCAAUUACAUAAUUUUGAUGUGAUUAAGUCUGAUCUGCCAGAAAUCUGAUUACCCCGAAAUCAAUUCAUGUUCCCUUCGUCGUUAAUAAGAAAGAAACCUUUAAUUUAAUCGUGUAUUCGCAUUAGUUAAUUUUCAACCCAAUCAAACUCACACAAUUGCUUUUAUUUUUUUAGUUUAAUCACUGAAUUUAGUUAAUUCUUGAUUCCC